Messenger RNA from Cololabis saira (Pacific saury), 3283 nucleotides. It is a transcript of the gene rab9b, whose product is annotated as RAB9B, member RAS oncogene family. The record is from RefSeq and is a predicted model, not a curated record. Lineage: Eukaryota; Metazoa; Chordata; Actinopteri; Beloniformes; Belonidae. Gene Ontology annotation, molecular function: GTP binding; GTPase activity. Gene Ontology annotation, biological process: retrograde transport, endosome to Golgi; Rab protein signal transduction. Gene Ontology annotation, cellular component: late endosome; phagocytic vesicle; lysosome. The transcript is spliced from 2 exons. Bases 142 to 750 code for a protein of 202 amino acids.
UUCAGGCUUCAAUCUCAGUCAGAUGGGUUACGGGUUUAUCCCGUAAUAGUCAGAAACAGGGUUUAUUUGACCCUGGUCUGACACCAGGUACAGAGGCCGGUAACUCACUGAGGAGCCCUAAACUGGGUGGUAGGAAGCACAAUGAGUGGGAAGAACCUGCUUCUGAAAGUGAUCCUGCUAGGAGAUGGUGGUGUGGGCAAGUCCUCCUUGAUGAAUCGCUAUGUUACUGACCGUUUUGACUCCCAGUCAUUUCACACUAUCGGCGUGGAGUUCCUUAACCGGGACUUGGAGGUGGAUGGACGCCUGGUCACUCUUCAGAUCUGGGACACAGCAGGUCAGGAGCGCUUCAAAUCGCUGCGCACACCCUUCUACCGAGGUGCAGACUGCUGCCUGCUCACAUUUGCAGUGAACGACCUGCAGAGCUUCCAAAACCUCGACAGCUGGAAGAAGGAGUUCAUGUACUACUCUGAUGUCAAAAACCCUGAGCGGUUCCCUUUUGUCGUCCUGGGCAACAAGGUAGAUGUAGAGCAGAGAGAGGUUGGGGAGAAUGAAGCACGGGCAUGGUGUGAGGAGAAUGACUGCUGUCCUUAUUUUGAGACCAGUGCUAAAGAUGACACCAAUGUCACAGCUGCAUUUGAGGCAGCUGUCAGGGAGGUUCUGGCUGCCGAAGACCAGAUUGAUCAUGCACUAUUGGGCAGUACCAUUGAUCUUCAUGGCAACCGUAAAACAUCUCGUGGAUCUUGCUGCUGAGAGUACUGGUGUGAAUCCUUUUUGUUGUACUCUCCUUGGCUGAAACUUGCCUGUGGUACUUAUGAAGAACAGUGAGGAGAUUGUUGGUGGAAUUAUAGGUACGAUAUACUGAGUACAGUAUCCCCGGAAGGUAGUAUGGAUGAGAUGCACCUUCUUGGCUGAGGAUGGUGUCAGGAUUUCAGCUCUUAUGUUGAUUGUGGAGUUGGUUUUUACGAAGGAACAGGCAUUCUGUAACAAGCAAAUGCAUCUUUUUGCUCUUUCUGCUGUCAGCUGUGUUUCACAUGUUUUUUUUUUGCCCAUUCAGAGGUUACAGUAUAUCAAAUAAUGCAAUGACACUUUUACUUCAAAAUGAAUUAACAGUGCCAGUGCAGCAUUACCAGUCCUCUCUUGCAGAGCACAAGUUAGCCCCACACAGUAUGUAUAGUUGGUCCUUCAACUGCUUGACCAUCUGUCUCCGUGCUGCUUUUUAGGGGUUUAAUAAUUAUCUACAGCAUUCUAAUUGUACCAGUUGUUGGUGAGCUAUUGUAUUUUCUUUGCUUGUAAAUGACAGUGUUAUAGUACAGUACAUUUGAGCUCAUGAUCUCCCAGUAUAAGUGAAGUAAUGAAAUCUGAGGUACGAAUAAUUCAAAUAACUACACCAAAAAAGGAUUACCUUUUUUAUUUUUUUUGUCUGUAGGAAGGGAAUGCUGAGCUUUAAUUUUGCAACUGUGAAAGCAACUAUUGGGUACGAGCUGAUGUGACACUCGUAUUCAUUUGUUUAUUUUGCCACUGCUCUACAUUGUUGCUGGAUAUGUCAGGGAACCAGCCAUUAUCACCUUCAUUUAUUGUAAUUUAUGUUCAUGAGAUUGUUUACCAGGCCAGGUAAAGAGGUUUUUAUUAUUGCUCUUUUUAAAGUUCCUAGUGGUACGGCCUUUGAUUGGCUAAUAAAGUGUUGUUUUCACUGUGAAGCACAUUCCCAUCACUCAAAGUGCUUUUUUUUUGAUCAGGGACAUAUUUAAGUCUUUCAUCCCUGAUGGGUACUGGAGCUUCUAAGACUAAAUGGCAUCUUUGUGAGUCUGUGUCUGCCAUGCUGAUUGCGUAGUCAGCCUUAACAUUCCAGUCUUUUAGCUUUGCCUUGCCUUAGGGUCUCCUGUGCAUUACUGAUAAAUGGCAGACACCUUGGGGUGUCGCCGUGGUCAUUAUAGGUCUCAGUUGAGAGUGAAACAGCUUGAGCACAGUUAUUACUUCCAGUAUGUGGAUUAUUCAUCAUCUCCCUUCCCCAUUUAUACAGUAUUUAAUGAAAAAUCCAGUGUAUUCCAAUAAUUUCAUAAUUUUAACUGUUUUUUUUUUAGCUGGACAGUACUUUUAUGUCAUUAUGUUUGUAUCCCUGUUUACAGUUUUCAUGCCACAGGUACAUCUCACUGUCUCACUUUAGAUGCUUUGGUGUUACGGUUUGCCAGAGGGUAUGUAAUUUAUUUUAAUAGUUAUAGAUGAUGUUAUUGUUGACACCAACCCUCUCAAACUGAGUCUGAUUUCACUAGUGUCAUUUUGAUUUGAUUUGAAUAGUAUUUUCUAUUACACCUUCAAGAAGGUAUGUCACACAAGAUGAAAUAUUAUGAAUGCAAGUUACUACUCUUUUUAUGGCCCAUUUUGUUAUCAUACUUCUGUUACAUUUGAUCCUGUUCAUCAACCUAAGAUUACACCAUUUGCCUUCUGAGUCAAAUUUCUUUCUGUGUACCUUCAAAAAAAUAAUCAAGAUUGCAAGAGCUUCACUGUGAAAGUGAACCAGUCAGGUACUGUUAUCACAUACUGUAGGCCUACAAUACCUAGUUUAUUUAUACAAUUUCAGUUUCAAGUUUUUUAAUGCAUCCACAAGUACUAGUUCUCAUAUCCUUUGAGAUUUGUUACUGUGAACCCAGUAGGGCAUUUUCAGAAAAUCAGGCUUGUAGCCUGGAUUUACUCAAAGCAAACACGAGGGCUGUUAGUUUUAAUCAAUGUUUUUGAUUUAACAGGAUAUUAUUCCUCCUUGCAUUACUGUCCCGGGUUUUGUCCGGUUUUGAUAAUGUAGCCUACCACAUUGUUUACCUGAAUCUCGACUUACCCGAAUCCUUUACCUAUAAGCUGGUAGCAUAAUUUUCAGUGUAUUGCCACUAAUGUCAAUAUUUAGUUUUUUUUGUCAAUUUCUGCAAUAUUUAAGAAUGUACAUUUAUUUCUGCAAGCUGCCCAUAUUAAGCAUUAAUUUUAUAAUGAUGUAAAAAAUGACAGUGAACAUCUGUUCUACUCUGUGCUCAACCAUUGAGUGUAAUCUGAGUUUUGUGUGAGUUAGACUUUUCAUCUUGAUUAGAUGCUGGUCUAAUGGACAACUUCCUUUACUCCUUUUUGCACUACAGAGGAAAAGACUGCAAGGAAUCAUUUCCUGUGCUUGGCUUAAAAUAAAAUGUGCAUCGUACCAAAUGCGGAUGCCAUCUUGCCUGUUUCUGUGUUGAUACUUUAUAAAUAAUUCAGAUGUGUUUCUUUGAAGUUGGAAAACAAAAGGUCUUUAAAAAGGCUUUAC